GCAUCGCCGCCGCCUGCUCCGCCGCUCCGUGCGGGGCCAUGGCCGCCCGCUCCCUGCAGCGCCUCGGGGCCCUGCUGCCCGCGGCCGGCAAGGCCGGCACAGGCAGUUUGUAUUUCAGAGGGUGCCCCUGUGCUUUCAGCACUGCAGCUCAGCAGAGGAGCACAGGAGAUGAGUGUGGCCCAGAGGACCCCAGUGAGGAGCCCAAGCACCCCCUCUCUGACUGUGCCUUGGAGCACAAAGCAAUCAAAUUGGAAGAGCAAGUCCGGGAUUUAACUGAGCGAUACCGGAGAGCUUUGGCAGAUUCCGAGAACGUCCGGAGGAGAACGCAGAAGUUUGUGGAAGAUGCCAAACUCUUUGGCAUCCAGAGUUUCUGCAGGGACCUGGUGGAGGUGGCAGACAUCCUGGAGAAAACAACCGAGAGCGCCGCGGGCCACGCCGAGGAGCCCAGCGAUCCCAACCCCACCCUGAAGAAGAUCUACGAGGGCCUGUCCCUCAUCGAGGCCAAGCUGCAGAGCGUCUUUGCCAAGCACGGCCUGCAGAAGAUGAACCCUGUCGGGGGCAGCUGCUGGCAAAAUGGAGCUGAGCCCUUAAGCAGGAAAUCUGGACUGUUCUAUUUUCUCAGCUCUCCGGUAGAGAUCCUCAGAUUACACCGACUUCCAGUCCACGUUCUGAUUCUACUUUCAAUGAUCCUAGUAAAUAUGAAACCUUAUGGGUUUUAAUGCAAGGAGAAAAAUCUUCUCUGCUUCAAGGUCCCAAGUGCCCUUGAACCAAUUUUAGCAGCAGUGACAAGAAAGCAAGAGAAGCAGAAGGCUGAGGAAGUGAAAGCUGACCUCGAGCUGUCCUCCUGGUUGGAGGCAUGUUGUUGUCACAGCACAUGUGUAUUUCCCACUGGCCCUAUUGCCUGGGAGUUCAUUUGUCUCAGCUGAAAGGAUGCAGUCACUGAGGAGGAUCAGAAUUUAACCCUUUGCAGAGCAGCAAGUGGUCAAAUGACAGAAGAACAGUUAAGCCACAAAACCAGGAAUGGUUGGUUUUCAGCUUGUUUCUUUUUGAGUUGUUCUUUCCUUCUUUUUUACUUUCUGGAAUUGGUUCCAUAACCUGACAAGUGCACUUCCAAAAAUACUUUUACUUAGAGUGGAUGCCAUCCCUGGUUUGGAAGAAAAUUUAUUCUUCUCCAAUUCCUUUCGAGGCUUCAGCUGAAAAAACCUUAUAUGGUGGACUUCAAGAUUGUCUCAGCCUUUAAUACUGCCAGUCUUUCACCUGGGGAGACUGUGUGCAGUUAGUGGGUUGGCAUCCCAGAAAUUUAAGGAAUCUGCACAUUUCUAACCUGCUCCAUGCAACCUUUUUUAGUGGCAGCUGUGGUGUGAGUCUGUAGUGGAUCCUUUUUGGACUGUGGGUUUCUGCCUCGUGCAGUAGGUUCUGGAGAUUUCAACCCUGAAACGGCACUUCUGGCAGCUUUAACUUGUGGGCAGACCUCUUGUUCAGUGUCUUGUAUUAUUACCAUGUUUUUGGAAGUUUCAGAGAUAAACAGGACUUCCUAUCCAUUGUUGUGCUGAGGAGGUCACCAGGGUAUGCUGUUUCUCCAGAGAAAAAUGGGUAAAACAUGAAAUGUGGCACUACAAAUGUGGCUGUUCUUCCUGAAAAGUGAGGAACCCAUGUCCUCAGCUGGAGGGAGCAGUGGGGUCUCUGCUGCCUUUUCGGCCCCUGCUGUUUCAGCUGAGUCUUGCAGUAUGAGGGGAGAGCUGGAAACCAACUUUGAAAGUGAAAGUUUAAAAUACACAGGCAUUUUACACUACAGAGACUUUUCUGUCACUGAGAGGCUGCAGCUGAGUGUGACCAGGAGUGAUGGGAUCCAAAUCCUCUUUAAACUCACCCAUGGAGCCACUGGACUGUAAAAAAAUGUUACAGCCACUCAGUCCAACUUGGGUUUGCCAACUCUGCCUGUCUCCUCAGCCAGUGUUCACCCACUUCUGCCUUAAGGAAAUACCCUAAAAUGCACUCCAGACCUCCUGUCUGUACUGAGAGAUGGUUUAUCAGUUUGUCUGUCUGGGGUCUGCUCUCACUGAGGCACUGCAGUAGGGCUCUGAGGGAUCCAGCUCCUCUGCAGUCUUUCCCACCCUCACAGAGGCCCUCUUUAAUUUGGGGCAAGUUUUUCUCCCAGUGAAACCUCCAAAACUUCUGCAGGAUCCUGUCAGGUUUUACGAUUCCUGUGAAACGGAGGCAAUGCUGAGAGACUUUCACAGAUGUUACCAAAGAGAUACAUCCUCCAGCUGUUGUUUGUCCCAGUUUCUGCUUCCUUUGAAAGGUGAAAAUGAAAUAACCAAACAUGGAUUCCAUCACAGAAUCCAGAUUUCCCAGGUAAAAUUUGAUUAUUUCGCCUUUCAAGAACACUUAAUGUUUUUGUUUUUUGGGGUUUUUUUGUCCUAGAUGAGAUUGUGGAGGGGUGGGUUGAAUUUCCCCUUGGUUCUUGCUGCCUUUUCUGCCCUGUUUCUGUAACUCCUGCAGGGAGGGCACUGACCCACGAGCUGCUCCUCUGCAGUCACUUUAUCCAGUGACGGUUCAAUAAAACACAGGAAUACAUGAACAGGGCAGGAAUAGCAGAGGAGAAGAAGUGUCAUGUACCUUUUAGUCAUUUCCACACCUGGACAAGUCUCCAGUGGCACUGUCAUGAGCAUGGCAAGAUCUGAACUCUGACCAGGAGCAGUGCAGAAUGAAAUGGAUGUUGCUUUGUGAACCUUAACUUCCAGUGCUUCAGCAGCAGAGCUUCUGUUGGAAGAGCUGUGAUCACUCAAUAGCUGCUAGCAGUACCUUAAUUAAAAAAAAAGAAAAAAGUAUUUAAGUUUUAUAUUGUGAAUAUUGUAGUAUUUUUUUAUUUUAAAACUCGAGGUGUUUUGGUAUUAUUUGCAAAGUUAAAUGAACAAAGCGUUGCUAAUGUCCAAAAAUCUAAGGCCAUUGAGGUGGGGGGAAAACAUGUAUAUAUUGUAAUUUUUGUGUGUUUCUGUGCUCUUUGUUUACCCAAAGGUCUGACUGUAUGAAAGACAGAGAUGUGUGGGAACAGUGCAAGAAAUUGACAACAACAUUUGAGUUGAUGUUGGAAAGGUCUGAUUUCCUUUAGCUGUCCGGAUACUGUCAAUUUGCUAAUAAAACAGAAGAAUUGCAGUGA
Messenger RNA from Serinus canaria (Common canary), 3160 nucleotides. RefSeq names its product GrpE like 2, mitochondrial (gene GRPEL2). NCBI's taxonomy places the organism in Eukaryota, Metazoa, Chordata, Aves, Passeriformes, Fringillidae. Gene Ontology annotation, molecular function: protein-folding chaperone binding; adenyl-nucleotide exchange factor activity; protein homodimerization activity. The transcript has 5 exons. The record is from RefSeq and is a predicted model, not a curated record. The coding region runs from base 39 to 719 and encodes 226 amino acids. Gene Ontology annotation, cellular component: PAM complex, Tim23 associated import motor. Gene Ontology annotation, biological process: protein import into mitochondrial matrix; protein folding.